Molecule: messenger RNA, 3337 nt
Organism: Ictalurus punctatus (channel catfish)
Lineage: Eukaryota; Metazoa; Chordata; Actinopteri; Siluriformes; Ictaluridae
Gene: hhla2b.1
Product: HERV-H LTR-associating 2b, tandem duplicate 1
Exons: 7
Coding region: 1296-2639 (447 amino acids)
Biological process (GO): immune response; negative regulation of T cell proliferation; cellular response to lipopolysaccharide
Cellular component (GO): external side of plasma membrane
Source: RefSeq, a predicted model, not a curated record
AGGGGAAAAAAUUCUCAAAGAGAGUUUUAAACCCAAUUAAAAUGUUUUACAACUUUAUUUAAAUGUAAUAAUCGCCUGAAAUCAGACGUAAAAAGCGACACUAAAAUCCAAUCUCGCUGUAGGUCAGGUAAUUAUCUGAUCCAUGCCGAUACCAUUGUGAAGGAAAUGAUUAGAUAAGCAUGUGUAUAUUUUUCUUUCUGUACAUUACUCUGUGCAAAUUACUGUCAUCACUGAGGUUUGGCAGCGUGACAGCAGCAGUUAACCUAUGGGGGAAAGUAACACGACAGACGUCCAAUACGUCUGCGUUUUUUCCCCCCGCACCUCUUUGCUCUGAUCACGAACAGCUGAUGAGUCACAGGUAACAUCCAGAAGUUUGCGAUAAAAGGCAUAACCAUGCGUGUUUGUUCAUUUCAUUCCUUCUGAGACAAACUUGUAAAUAUUUUAGUUGUAGUUAAUGGGGAUGAGUAUGACUCAUCCAUAUGAGGUUAUGUAAUUAAAACUGUGCUCAGUAAUGACACAUACAGGUCACUGACAAACACCAAAGACAUCAAUUACGAUAGAAAAGGUCUGAACAAAAAUAAUUAAAACGGAACAGGAAUAUAAGUUAUAGAGCGACAAAGAAGAAAUAAGUGUUUGCUUCUUCAAAAUAAAUCUAGAUCUGUGUUGGAGUUCAAUCCAGUAAAAACGUGUUCAUUCUCUCAGAGAGAAAAGUCCUGAUUGCUCUUGUUUUUAUAUCUUUAAUGUUCCUUCAGUUGUUCCUCUAGAGAACACUUAAAGCUUCUAAACCUACGACAGCGUUUCCCUACUAUAAAGGGUUCCAAAUAGAACCCAAUUCCAAGGAACCCCUAAACAGUUGGUCAAGUACCAAGAGCUAACUUUGAAACAUCUGACAAAGUUCUAGGUAUUAAAAAUAAAUCAUUUAUUGAGCUUAAAGUUCAUAUUAAGAACUAAGUAUAAUAAUAAUAAUAAUAAUAAUAAUAAUAAAUAAUAUAAUUCUUGUGAUCCAAUCCGUUGCUCCCAGGCUAGGACCCAAAUCCGAAACAAACCCGACCCAAUUAAAGGGUUACACUUGGAAACCUUUCCGAUAGGAAAACACUAUUCUAGGGUUCUACAUGGACAAAGGUUCCUCCAGAAAGACAGCUGAAGAGCCAGUAAUGGUUCUAAAAAAAAUUAAUUGUUUACAAUGUACUUAACACAACAAUUGGAUCUGGAUCACUGUUUCCUCUGAGCUGUCUGAAAUAAUACUCUAGUAUUCUCUAGCAAAAACUCUAGAACAGAAGAAUGUGCAUAAAUGUAUGAUUAACACUUCUGUCCAUCAUCUUCAUACCUCAGAGACUCCAGCAAUGAAAACAUCUGCAGCACAAGUCUGGACUUGCGUGCUUUUCAUGUGGUUUCUUAAAAAGGCGGAUGGAAAAACUCAAGAUGUGCAUGUAACCUGUCAGUACUCUGAGGACUGUGUCCUUCCCUGCAGCUUUACCCCCUCGGGCCGAGAGGAGAUCCGCUGGUUCAGACGGGACGCCCUUAUUUACAGUCAUCCACAGGGUACAAACAGUCACAAUGAGCUUUUUAUGGGAAGGACGUCCAUUUCAGCUCACGAGCUAUCACUUGGGAAUGCGUCGCUCAUCCUGCAGCGCUGCAUCCUGAAAGACAGGGGGCGCUACAGAUGUGAAGUGACUAAGGGGGAAAAAAUGGACAGUUUCGUUGUACUGAAAGUGGAAGCCCCUAUCCGCUCAGUGAAUCUCGAGAUUACUCGUCUGAGCGGUUUUGAGGAGCUCAAGUGCUCCACAUGCAAUGUUUACCCUGCUCCUCACGUCUUCUGGUCCACGAAUCCGCCCAUUCCAGUGGAGGAACUCAAAUACACAACAAGAAAAAUGGCCGACAAGCAGGGGCUGUACGUCAUGGAGAGUAGACUGAAGAGGCUGGGACAGCGUAACAACCUCACCUACAUCUGUAUCGUCACCUCGUCCUAUGCUGCACAGACGUGGACCACAUCGCUGACGGAGACAGUUCACAAUAACGUCACACUCAGAUCAAAGGUGUACUCAUUCUCCACCUGGACCGAAAUAAACUCAGCUGAAGGUCAGGACAUCACCAUCCCCUGUAGAAGCCCCUGGAACCUGCAGAACUUUACACUGACCUGGUCCUUCACUACAGCAAACAUGUCCACCAUUAUCUACACUUAUGACAGCAAGACACAGCAGAUCUCCAACCGCUGGAACGGCACGGCCUGGCUCGAACCCCGACGCGUACAGGAAGGCGAUGGAUCCCUGCGACUGUGCAGUAUCCAGAACCUGGAACACAUGGGGGUGUACACCUGUAACGUCUCAGCUAUCCAGAAGAACUACGUGGCACAAAUCAGGGUCAACAUUACUUCAACACAAGAGUCUGAAAAUGAGAACCUGAGGAUGAACACCGCCUCCAGACCGUGGUGGAUCCCUGUCGCCGUCGUACUCGCUCUAAUGAUCAUCUUUGCAGCCUUAAUAGUAGGAAUAGUCAAAUUACAAAACAAGUGCUCAAAAACCAAAACCGAAGGAACGGCCAGAUAUUCCAAGGAGGUUAAAGUCACUGUAGACAAGAGUGAAGAAACGAAGGAAGAAGGAAGGCGUUUAACAUCUGAUCCAAGUAAAGAGCACACGUGAGGAGCACUGCAUUUCCGCAACGACGUCAGAGAGCAGACGAACCCGAGAGCAGAACCUGAGCCACAUGUGGUCAAUCUCUGCUGUUUAUAAUCACAGUGAUGGAUUUUUUAACUUUUCUUUGAAGUUACGAGACUGAAAUGUUCUCUCAUUUGCACAGAAAUCUGCGAGAAGCCAAGCUGCAGGUGCACCAAACAUGAUGCCAACAAUGUGGCACGGAGUAUAACUGAACACAUGUUACAGACUACAACUUUGAUUAAAGAGUGCUAAAUAAAUGAACUCAGAUUUAAACAGAAAAAUGAAGCGCAUGGUAAUAAAAACAACAGUUAGAGUGGAGUUAUAUAGGCCAGAAAAUAUGGAGUAAAUCCAAAUUAAUUUCAAAUUUUAUAUUUAUUAAGUAUCUGAGCAAAAGGCAUUUAGAUUAUAGUAAAUAUCUGGGGGGAAACUGGUUUAUUUUUACUGAAUAUAUUACGGACAUUGAUUUAUAUUGACUAAUUAUGUGGGUGAAAAUGAUUUGGAUUCACUCAAUAAAAGAGGUUAUAUAUAAGAAACUCAUAUUUGAGCACAUUCUGCUUAAUUCAACACAUUUAGAGUGCUAUUCUUAUUUAUCUGUACUUUUAUCGGUUCGUGCAACUUUGUCUCAUUUUUCCAAGUGCGAAAUGCCAAAAUAUAAUAAAUAAAAUGACAGAACAACAAUAAAA